AGUCAGUUUGUGUUGUCGUUGUCAGCAGAAAGACGGAGACGACAUUGACGGACAUUUCCACAAGUCAGUGCAACAGAAGCAGAGCUCUGCGAGUGCACAUUGUAUCGGGACGUGAUUGUGCUAUGUUGUGGUGUUCGUCGACAGCCACCAAAUGUCACGUUUAAUUUUCCUGCUGGUGUUCUUAUCUGUGUCUUGGGCCGAUAGACAUGGAUUGGCUCCGUCCACUAUUUCUAUGUACAAAGACAGCUCCGGCCACAAGAGGAGCCCGGUGAUAAUUGAUUCGACGCAAGACGAUGGCCUGUCGCCCCACGCAUCGCUGGACGAGCUCCUUCCCUCGCAUCGGUCCAAGAGGGACAUCCAGCCAGAGAAAUCGGCGAUAGGGACCAAGGUCAGCUUUCUCAAUGAUUCGCACUCUCUCCUGAUGGUUCACUGGGCUGGUGAAGGCUCUGAUGUUGUGCUAUGUCUUGCACGAGAUCCCAUUCAGCGCACUGCAGCUGCAGUGAUUCCAAAGCCAUCAUCUCUAUACAUUUCAUAUGACUAUGGUGAUACCUUUGACAAUAAAACAGAGCUACUGAAGCUAAACAAUGGUAAAUAUGCCAUUGUUGAGAAAUUUUACAACCAUCACAGAUACACAACACAUGUUGUUCUGACAGAUGUCACGAAUAAAGUGAUUCUUAAAACUAGAGACAGUGGCCAAACCAUGGAGCAAAUAAAGGUGGAAUUUCAUCCAUCAGAUGUUCUCUUUCAUGAUACAGACCCUUUUACGUUUUUAGUUUAUGACAAAGUUGACCCAUUAAAAAAGCUGUGGUUGACAAAAGACUUUGGUGAAACCUGGACGGUGAUUCAAGAAAUGGUUAAGUCCUUCUAUUGGACCCUCGGUACCCCAGUAGGACCUGAUCAUGAAGUGGAUAUGGAUGCCCAAGGAGAGGAUCCAUCCCUUGAUCCCCCAACAUUGUAUGUGGAGCGGAAGGAGCCCGCCCGAGAUUCGAUAGUGCUGCAUUCAACAGACUUGUUCCAAAGUUUCCGAAUAACUAUUCCUGAUGUGAAAGAUUUUCAUGUCAAAGGCGACUUUUUGUUUGCCACCAAAGCAUCAGAGAAGGGCGGCCUUGAUUUGUAUGUUUCCUUCAAACGAGGACCAUUUGUGAAAGCUAAAUUUCAAUCUGAGCAUUCUAAUUUGAAAUAUCAUAUUGCUGAUGUCAAUGGAGAACAAGCUAUGAUUGUUGUUGUACAUGAGCCUAAUGUGGCCAACCUCUAUGUCUCAGUGGAUGUCUCUAAAGACUCCGUCAAGUUUGCCCUGUCUCUUGAGAAUAUUUUCUGCUAUAUGCCUAAUGUUACGUGGCAAAAUUCGUGGCUAGUUGAUGUUGCUGAGGAACCAUUUGCUACACUAACCCGUGUUGAGGGUUUGCGAGGAAUCUACAUUGCAUCUGUAGUAACUUCAAGGUCUAAGAGUGCCCAUAUAGGAUUGGAGAAUUUAGCUACGAUGAUAACGUUUGAUAGGGGUGGAGAGUGGCGGCUUCUAAACCCUCCUCAGUAUGAUGAUGAAGGGAACCCCAUUAAAUGUGAUAUUAAAGAUGGAUGCUCUCUGCAUCUAGCCCAGAGCUUUUCCCAUCUCCACCCUCAAACAAGAUAUGUUCCUAUUCUUACUUAAUCUGCUCCUGGUAUUAUUCUUGCCACUGGUGUAGUGGGUAAAUCAUUGAAAGGCCAUGCUGGUGUGUUUCUAAGUGCCGAUGGUGGGGUUACCUGGCGCCAAGUGCUGAAAGAUCUGUAUUUCUUCAAUUUUGGUGACUAUGGUGGUGUGAUUGUUGCUGUCAAAUAUUUUAAAACUAACGGAGAAACUCGACAAAUUUUGUAUUCAACUGACGAAGGGCAGACAUUUAAUUCUCACAAUUUUACCAAUGUAGACUUGCGUAUGUAUGGUCUUAUGACUGAACCAGGUGGCAACACAACUGUUUUCACUAUGUUUGGAUCUGGUAAACCCAAGCACCAAUGGAUUAUUGUGAAAGUUGACAUGAAGAAUGCAUUCAAAUACAACUGCACUGAUGAUGACUACAAGUUUUGGUCUCCUGGUAGUGGUCCACUAGGAAGUGAUGGUGUCAGAGUUCCUUGUCUGCUCGGACGCCAAGAAACCUAUCAGCGUCGAUUGCCUCAUUCUAAUUGUUACAAUAGCCGUAAUUAUGUCAGACGUGUCAAGAUGGAAGUUUGUGGUUGUGCAGCUGAGGACUUUGAUUGUGAUUUUGGUUUUAAGCGAGACCUUCAUCAUACUACCACUCGAUGUGUGAGAGACAGAGAUAUGAAAGCUGAGCCAUACGCUGUUCCUCAGUUGUGUCCACAAGGAACGUUUUAUGCUCGAACUAAAGGCUAUGUCAAGGUUCCUGAAGAUGUUUGUGUAGGUGGACAUGAGGAGAGAUAUUUACCCGAUCAUAUAGCAUGUCCCGUAAAGGAACAAAAUGACUUCAUGCUUGCAGCGCAGCGAGACAAAAUCGUUCGUAUUAAUUUAGAGUCGAAUACAAUGGACCCUCUUCCAAUUCUCAACCUGAAGAAUGUCAUUGCUAUUGAUUUUGAUAUGCGCAAUAACUGUGUGUUUUGGGCAGAUAUUGUGACUGACACUAUUGGGCGACAAUGCAUGAACUCUGGACUUGAACUCCCUGAAAUAAUAGUUAGCACAAAUCUCAAAUCUGUGGAAGGAAUGGCUUAUGAUUGGGUCUCCAAAUUGCUCUAUUUUGUGGAUGGUGCUCGUGCAACCAUUGAAGUAGUGCGCACUGACAUCAAUCAUCAAGGACGCAUGAGAAGAACCAUCCUAAAUGCUCCUAAUUUGAAAAAGCCCAGGGGAAUAGCUUUACAUCCUAAAGCAGGGUACAUAUUUUGGUCUGAUUGGACUCCUGAACGCCCAAGUGUGAACCGUGCCAACAUGGAUGGAAGCAAUAUUAAACGUCUGUUCAAAGGAACGAAGGUUGUUUGGCCCAAUGGUGUAACAAUUGACUACAUUGCUGAAAGAGUGUAUUGGGUUGAUGCCCGUGAAGACUACAUUGCCUCCUGCAACUUAGAUGGAGAUAAUGUUGUUAAGGUUAUCACUGACAAUGAUCGAGUGUCCCAUCCCUUCUCCGUUGCAGUGUUUAAAGAUAACUUGUAUUGGGAUGAUUGGAAGAACAAUGCUAUCUUUGUUGCUGACAAAGAUCAUGGAGUGGCAGUUCAAAAUAUAACCGGCACUUUGCUAGGCUUAAUGGAAAUAAAGGUUUAUGCUCAUAGUCUUCAAGAAGCCACUAAUGCUUGUGUAAAUAAGACAUUAUGUUCCCACAUUUGUGUGGGAGCACCUAAUGGUGGCCAUGUCUGUUUGUGCCCAGAUGAAAUGAAAAUGGUGAAUGGUGUGUGCAUGUGUCCUGGUGACAAACCUCCGUUCAAAAAUGGAACAUGCCCUCAGGUAGAGCACACAUGUGACCCUUCAUUCUUUGCGUGCCAAAAUGGAAUCUGCAUUCCUGGUCUUUGGCAUUGUGAUACUGUGGACGAUUGUGGAGACAAGUCCGACGAGGUGAAUUGCACGCAGGCCCUCUGUGGGAACAAGAUGUUCAGGUGUAAUGAUGGCAAGUGCAUUUCACCUGUUUGGCGAUGCGAUAUGGACAAAGACUGUGAAGAUGGCAGUGAUGAAAUUUGCAAUGAAAAGAACUGUACUUCUACUCAAUUCCGAUGUGCAACAGGCCAUUGCAUUGAUAAAAAGUGGGUUUGUGAUGGUGAGAAUGAUUGCCAUGAUGGUUCUGAUGAAUUAUCUUGUUCUCAUUCUCCUCCAACAAAUUGCCCUGAAAAUGAGUUUAAAUGCAGCAAUCAUUCUCAGUGCAUUCCAAUUUCAUGGAGAUGCGAUGGGGAGAAGGAUUGUCUUGAUGCCUCAGAUGAGAAAAACUGUACGCAACAUAUGCAAUGUAAACCAUGGCAGUUCACUUGUUUAUCUGGAAAAACAUCAUGUAUUUAUGCAACAUGGCAGUGUGACAACAGUCCAGAUUGUGAUGAUGGAAGUGAUGAACUCAAUUGCACUGCUCCUGCAACUCCUACUACGCCUGCCCCAUUUGCACCAACAAAAAAUAAUACAUGUGCUGAGUGGAUGUUCCUUUGUAAAAAUGGACGUUGCAUCCUGGAUUGGUGGAAAUGUGAUAAAGUAGAUGAUUGUGGGGACAAGACGGAUGAAAUAGGAUGUGGUUAUGAUGAAAAUUCAGAUGAUGAAGAAGAAUUGGUACCAGAACUGCCAAAGCAUAGCUGUCCCCCAAAUUACUUCCAGUGCUACACAGGGGACUGUAUCCCAGAUGCAUGGGUUUGUGACAAGGCAGUAGAGUGUUCAGGUGGAGAAGAUGAACAAAAUUGUAAUGGAGCGACUGACUGUCAUGAACGCAACAUGUUCACAUGUCGCAUUGAUGGGUCUUGUCUCAGUAUGGCCCAGGUAUGUGAUGGUAGUCCACAGUGCCCUGAUGGAUCUGAUGAAGCAUCAUGCUCUACUGAUAAAGAUAAAGAAGUGGAUCCAACAAGACAUCACUGUCAAUCUGGAUACUUGCCAUGUCUUGACGGUACAUGCUUUCCUAUUGCCAACUUCUGUGAUGGAAAGACACACUGCAUUGAUGGGUAUGAUGAGCAUAAUUGUACUAAAAAUGGCACAAGAGUUUACCAAGUUCUCCAAAUGGGUUAUGAUGAGCGAUUACAAGAUGCGAACUCUCUUUUACUGUAUUGGUGGAUGGCAGUUCCCAAAGAAGUUUUCCUUGAGUACAUGCCUUCUAUUGCAAAAGUGGUUCCUGCUGGGCAUGAAGUGCGUCCUGUGUGGAAGAACCAUACACAGUGGAUCUCUGUGCCUGAUUUUCGGUUCACAAAUCUGACAGCAAAUACCCAGUACAACAUGACUGUUUAUGUGCGAGUUAAUGGAACAAACAACGUUUUCCCCCCAGCAAAGUAUGUCCAAGCUACCACUGGUGAAGAUACACCUAGUGAACCAUACAAAGUUACUGCCAAACCUGUGAACUUUGAUGAAGUGGUGGUCUCUUGGGAGCAUCCUUUAUUCCCAAGAGGAACAAUUUUGGGCUACAAAGUAUUUAUGUCCCCACCUCUGCCCCCUCUAUUAAUUAACACAAAGGAGAGAAAGGCAUCAAUUAAAUAUGACUUUGAAUCCAACUCUACAUACUCUUUCUGGGUGGUUGCGUACAAUAGCAAAGGAGAAAGCAAUGGUUCCCUUGUUGUUAAACUGGAAAUGAGUGAGAUUUCUAUGACCAUUAAGUCAUUAAGAAUAACAAUCAGGACUAAUGACUCUGUCACAUUGGAGUGGAAUGCUAUUGAUGCUCCACAAGGUUCUGUAGAAUAUGAAAUUGAUGUUCAAGUUCCUCAGUAUUAUCCUAAAAUAGCACCUUACAGAACGACAAACACCUCAUUUACCGUUCCAAACCUCUCACCGGGUUUGGCGUUUGUGUUCAGAGUUAGAGCUUGGCACAAUAAUUUCCCUGGUGCUUUUUCUGCUGUGCAUACUAAGAUGAAAGGAGAUUCCCUUCCUAAAGUUGAUGGGUUGAAAGCUCAAGUCUUGAAAGAUAGUGAAUCUGUGGUGCGGCUUACUUGGAAUCCUGUUCAGGACUCUAGAUCUAAAACAUGGAAGUAUGGAGUGUAUUAUGGUCUCUCAUUAGCUGAAGCGCUUGAAAAACCCAGAGGAAUUACUGAAACAACAUCUAUCGACUUGAAAGAUUUGCUGCCAUGCGUUUCAUACAUGUUUUACAUUGGGCUUGUUGGGCCAUUAGGAGUUGGUCCUAUCUCUACAAUUCCGUCCUAUCAGUCAGUAGUUACUGUGUAUUAUCCUCGAGCUCCUCCAAGACACCUAGGUGUGCGAUCUCAAGUUUUGGAACAUGGAAGGGAUACUCAUAUGAUAGUCCAUUGGGAUGCAUCUUGUCCCACAUUGAAUGGCAACACCACUACGAGAUACAUUGUGACUGUAACCGAAAUAAAAUUGAAUCACACUUCUUCAAUAACAACUUUGCCAACAAAUGCAAAUUAUAUGGAAGCCCCCUUUAAAGUUCAUUGGGGUGGACAUUAUAACAUUACUGUGCAAACAGAUGCCGAUGAUGCUUUAGUUGCGGGCCCUGUGUCAUAUGAUGCUCCUCCCAUUCCUUCACCCCAUCAACUAAAAGUUGAACCAACUACAAAUGGUACCUAUAUCCUGUUUUGGUCUGUAAGUCAACCAUUUGGUGACAAGAAUGAUGCCAAUUUGGACAAGUUUCAGUUUGAAAUAUUGGUGUGUAAGGGACGCACUAUGAAUGAAUCGGAAUCCAAGGCAUUCCUUGUUCCUGGGCCCCCAUUUCAUUUAACUGAUGUUUCGGAAGGAACCGUGUAUUCUUUUGCCAUACGUGCUGUAACAGAUGAUGGCUACAAGUCAUCUUUAUCAGAAAUUCGUUCCAUUGAAGUUCCACUUGGAUCGUGGUCUGCUGCAGUGAAGAGUGGAGUGGUGAUGUGGACUGUUCUUCCAGGAUUGAUUCUAAUAGUUGGGCUUGUCAUGGCGAUUUUCUUCUUUGUGUGGCGCCAUAGACGCUUACAACAUAGUUUUGCUUCCUUUGCAAAUAGUCAUUAUGACACUCGAUCUGGUGCAGCAACAUUUGGAGGCAGUGAUGGACUAGGGGGGGAUUUCAUUGAGGAAGAAGACUCUCCAGUGAUCCGUGGAUUCUCCGAUGAUGAGCCUCUUGUCAUUGCCUGAAGAUAAGGAUGAUAGUCAAGUGACUGUGAUAUGUUCUACCAGCAUAAUGACUUCAAACUAAAUUGUACUGUGGUAAUCUCAGAACUAAACUACCACAGGUUAACUUUUUUUCCCCCUCUUUUUUUUUGCCCCUGUAAAAUUUUGUAUGUAACAAGUUUGUGUGUGCACAUGCAUCACUGUUAGUCAAAGUGGCUGGUAGUAAAAACCUAAUUCUUAGCUACUAUGUGGAUGGAGGAUAGUGAAUUAUUAGAUGGGAAAUCCAGUGUCCUAUGUGCUACAGUUUCAGCUGCAAUCUUAAUCUUAAUAACUGUUUAUGCUUAUGUGUGUUGAUUCUUUAAGUGAACAUCCUACUUCUUAGGACAAAAAAUUAUCAGUAUUUAUGUUUACUUUUGAUAUCAUUGCCUUUGCAAUGAACAAUAAGAGCCAGUUGCUGUAAAAUUUGGGUUUAAUGUAAUCCUUUAUUUUAUCUGUCCAGGACUUAAGGUUCCCUUUCAUGGGUUGUCAGAAUGAGAAUGUAAUCAGUGGUUUACGGGAACAUUCCAGAAGGAUUCCACUUAAAGCGUUCCCCCCUCUUUUUCCCCCCCAAAAUUCAGCUUGAAUUAGUUUGCAAGGAAUGGCCUUCCUGUCACUGUCACAGUCUGAUCUUGUUUUAAAAACUUUUUGUAUAAUGUGUAUCUUCUUCAUAGAUUUGUUUUAGGUUUUGUUUUUUAACUUUAUGACUGGAUGAAAGCAGAAUGCUGUUUUUUUUUCUUCUAAUUUGACUUGUGCUAUGAAAGAUCUCGAAAGUAUAGUCUGGAUUUAGUGUGUGGAUGGUGCCUUGGAGAAAUGUAGGGUAAGCUACCAAAGUAUGCUCACGUGAGCUGAGAGCUGUAGAUGCUUGCUGAUAGGCCACUUAUUAUUAGUAAUAUUUUUAUUAUUUACUGGGUUGUGUUAUGUAGAUUUGUUUGAGCGUUAUGUAACUAUACUUGGAGACGUUCUCCGUCAGUGAUUAUUUUGUAAGUGUUAAGUUUAUUCUGAAAAGAUUUUAUAUUGUCUUAAUUUCAGUGAUAUACCUAUAACAGUGGAGAAUGAUGCUAGAUAUCCAAAGGAGAUGUACAUUGAUCAUUUCUUUUUGGUUGGGUACAUAUGUGAUCAGACCAAGUCAAUGCAGUAGUCUAUGAAGGGUGAGAGAUUAUAUAAGGCUGUAAAUCUUGCAAAACUUGGCAGUGACUUUGCCAUUGUUUUGGUGCAAUGGAUCAAUGGAACAUUUCUGUGCCAUUAUGGUUUUCUGGUGAGGAUUCGCACACACACUUUGUAUAGAGAAACUCCACUUUUUAAGUCUCUUUCCCUUUUUAUGUUCCUGAUUAUUAAUUGAAUGCGGUUGACUUUGCAUAGGCUGGGAUAAAAGUUGCUGAAUGGUUUGUGCCUGUGGUCAUGGAGACUGUCUUCAUGCUGUGGUAAGAUUGUACACAAUUUCUGUUCUGAUGUAGAUGCAUGAAUUUUCUUUUCUGCUAUUAUGUCAUUCCUUUGGUAGUUGUGGUACUCUGCUCUUCCCAAGAAAGUUCAGUUUAUGUCCCAAUAUGAUCAUUCUUUUCCUGAAGAAAAACAACUGUGUGUCUGCUGAAAAUAAAUAUGUACUGUAACUCAA
Molecule: messenger RNA, 8327 nt
Organism: Thrips palmi
Lineage: Eukaryota; Metazoa; Arthropoda; Insecta; Thysanoptera; Thripidae
Product: sortilin-related receptor-like
Biological process (GO): post-Golgi vesicle-mediated transport
Cellular component (GO): Golgi apparatus; membrane
Molecular function (GO): protein binding
Source: RefSeq, a predicted model, not a curated record